Molecule: messenger RNA, 3937 nt
Organism: Dendroctonus ponderosae (mountain pine beetle)
Lineage: Eukaryota; Metazoa; Arthropoda; Insecta; Coleoptera; Curculionidae
Product: polyamine-transporting ATPase 13A3
Exons: 20
Coding region: 396-3845 (1149 amino acids)
Biological process (GO): intracellular calcium ion homeostasis; polyamine transmembrane transport
Cellular component (GO): membrane
Molecular function (GO): polyamine transmembrane transporter activity; ATP binding; ATP hydrolysis activity
Source: RefSeq, a predicted model, not a curated record
ACUUUGAUAAUCAGCUGUUUCCAACAGACGCUGAUGGGUUUCACUACAUAAACAAUAUUUCAAAUAGCUUAAGCUCAUUUUCUUUUGUAUUUUAUGUUAUCAGCUUGAAAGCACAGGAGUGGGAGACCAUCAGAUAACAACCAAUUUAAGAACAAUGCAAUCUGUCAGUACAGUACCAUUUUAUUUCCAUUCUAAGAUAGUCAUAAGAAUUUUACGAUAAUGUAAAUAAGAUAUAAUUAAUGCAGCUUUAUUCUCAGCAUUUCAGCAACAGUUGCCGAAUUAUUUUAAAUUGCCAAUUUGGCAUUUAUAGUUUACAGUUUUUGCGUUUUUGGUGCAAUUGCGUUGCUGGUUAAUUUACGAGAUUUAUUACAAAGUUUAAGAGUACAGUGUCUACGAUGCCAAGAAUUCUUUCGGAUUCAGGAUAUCAACCAAUAUCAGGUUGUACUUUUCAUGACAUCUACAACGAAGAAAAUGAUCAACGGGAAUGUCGUAUUUAUGGCUAUAAAAGCUCAACUUCAAGACGUAUACUGUUUCACCUUUUUGGCUUCUGUCUGUUAGGCAUUCCGUAUGUCGUAUGCAACUCGUAUCUUCGCUUAAAGUGCUGGUUUAUCUACAAACCGUCUAGAAUUGAAGAUUCGGACAUUUUCUUAGUGCAAGGCAGUAACGGAAAAUAUACCAUCGAAAAAGUGGGCACGGAAACGGUUGAUUUGCCCCAUUUGCCAAUGGGUAGUUUUGUGAAAUAUUUCUUUCAUCAACAUACGAAGUAUGUUUGGGUUGCUGAAAAAGGAACAUUCAGCACGUUGAACCAACUGUUAUGGUCUCAUCAAACGUGUGAUAGUAUUUUAAUGAAUACUGAAGGUUUAAGCAAACAAGUACAUUCAGAACUGUUGAGAUUAUGCGGUCCAAAUAAGAUUGAGGUUGAAAUCAAGUCUUACUGGAAACUAUUUAUGGAAGAGAUUUUUCACCCUUUUUACUUAUUCCAGGCAUUUUCUGUUGCCCUAUGGUGUUUCGAUAGUUAUGAGCUAUAUGCAGCAUGUGUUAUUAUUCUGACAUUAUUUUCCAGCAUUACUUCGCUGAUCGAAACUCGAAAGCAAAGCAAAAAUUUACACGACAAAGUAGAAUCUUCAAAGUGCCAUGAUGUAACUGUGCUGCGAACAAUUCUGGGACGGAAAGUAAGCAUGGCAAUUGAACCUGAAGCUUUAGUGCCUGGCGACUUAAUAGUCAUGCCAGCUGCAAAUUAUAUCAUGCCAUGUGAUGCCGUUUUAAUUACUGGGCAAAGCAUAGUGAAUGAAAGCGUUCUAACAGGAGAAAGCGUUCCUAUAACGAAAAUCUCUCUUCAUCCUAGUUCUGAAUAUUAUUCAGGAAAGGCUCACAAACGGCACAUACUUUACUCUGGAACCCAUGUGCUUCAAACCAGGUAUUAUGGGGGAAAAGCUGUUUUAGCUAGAGUAGUUUCUACAGGUUUCGACACUACAAAAGGUCAUUUGGUGAAAAGCAUUUUAUUUCCCACUCCGGUGAAUCUCCAGUUUCAUAAGGACUCCUUCAAGUUUAUAUUUUUUAUGUUUAUUAUAGCGUUUUUUGGAAUGGGUUACGCUUUGUAUCUAUAUUAUGUUCGAAAUGCAUCCGUUGCCGAAAUGAGUUUUCGCUCUCUGGAUAUCAUUACCAUUGUGGUUCCGGCAGCUUUGCCGGCUGCAAUGACCAUUGGAACAGUUUACAGUCAAAGCAGAUUGAAAAAAUUAAAGAUUUUCUGUAUUAGUCCUCCAAGAAUAAAUGUAUGUGGUAAAAUAAAGCUGGCAUGUUUUGAUAAGACUGGUACUCUCACUCAUGACGGGCUUAUAAUGAAUUCUGUUUUGCCAUGCGAUGGUGCUAACUUCUUCAAACCAGUCUCGGAUAUAUCUGGUCUUAAUGUGCAUAGCAAGUUCGUUCAAGGGAUGGCGACUUGUCACUCUUUAACUACAAUUGAUGGAAAAAUGAAUGGUGAUCCGCUGGAUCUGAAUAUGUUUGAGUUUACUAAGUGGACGUUGGAAGAACCAGGUGCAAAUGAGAAUACCCGAUUCGACAUCCUCGCUCCAACUAUUGUAACACCUAAGAAGGAACAAGUCUUAGCUCAGCUAGAUCAUCCAGAUAGCGAAAUUUUUGCUGACCAGAGCUCAUAUCAGAUAGGCAUCAUUCGCGAGUUUUCAUUCUCUUCCACUGCUCAAUGCAUGUCUGUGAUAUGUAAGGACUUGAAAAAACCCAAUAUGUUUGCUUUCACAAAAGGUGCACCUGAGAAACUCUAUAAUUUUUGUAUUCCGGAGACAAUACCGACAGAUUUUCAAAAUCGCCUGAGUUUUUAUACUACUCGUGGCUUUAGGGUCAUUGCCUUAGCGUACAAAGAACUGCCUGUUAAGUUUAAAUGGACAGAUGCGCAAGCAGCAAAAAGAGACAUGAUAGAACAUGAUUUGGAAUUCCUUGGUUUGCUAAUACUCCAGAAUCCUUUAAAGUCUGAAACUGUGCCUGUCCUUAGACAGUUAAGAAACGCUAAUAUUCGUACCGUCAUGAUUACAGGUGAUAAUAUACGGACCGCAAUAUCAGUAGCAAGGGAUUGUGAGAUGGUUGACUCUACCGCUACUAUUUAUAUUUUAAACGUAACGGAAGUAAAUAAUAUCAAUGAAAAGCCCAAUAUCGUAAUGGAAAAAGCUGAUAGUGGCGUUCAACCAGAUUUCACAGCAAUCCACAUUUAUGACACCAAUAGUUAUUUUGCCAUUGAUGGAAAGACGUGGACAAACUUAAAACUGUAUUAUGAAGAUUUAAUUCCGAGUUUGCUCGUGAGAACUACGGUUUUUGCUAGAUUCCAACCGGAUCAAAAGACUCAAUUGGUAACAUCUUUUCAAGAUCUAGAUUAUAUCGUUUCGAUGGUCGGAGACGGUGCCAAUGACUGUGGUGCUUUGAAAGCAGCUCAUGUCGGGGUAUCUCUAUCACCCGCGGAAGCCAGCGUUGCAGCACCAUUUACAUCAGGAAUACCGGAUAUUUCAUGCAUCAUUUGGCUAAUAUUAGAAGGCAGGUGCUCACUGGUGACCAGCUUUUCUAUAUUCAAAUAUAUGGCUCUCUAUAGUAUGAUUCAGUUUGUAACCAUAUUAAUUCUUUACACGUGCCAUUCGAUGUUGGGUAAUUUCCAGUUUUUAUUUAUUGAUCUCAUAAUUACAACGACUUUAGCAGUAACUAUGGGACGGCAAGGUCCAUCAAAAAUCCUCCAUUCAAAGCGACCUAUGUCUUCCCUGGUGUCAGCCAAAAAUUUAGUACCGCUAACUCUUCAAAUUUUCGCAAUCGCCGCUUUUCAAGUGGGUGCUUUGUAUUAUCUGUAUCAGCAAGAUUGGUUUCAACCGAUUCCGUCUGAUGUGUCGGAUGAAAUAAUAUUAUCCUGGGAAAACACGGUACUCUUUACUGUGUCGUGUUUCCAGUAUGUCAUUUUGGCGUGGCAUUUUACUAAAGGAAAACCUUACAGGAUGAACGUUUUUACUAAUUUUUGGUUUCUGCUUAAUGUGCUCUGUUUGACGGUAAUCGUUACCUGGAUGGCAUUGUAUCCAUGCAAGAGAAUUGCUGAAAUAAUGGAACUAAUUGAUUUUGCCGAAGGCGGUUUUCACCAUAAGAAUUUUAGAUGUUUACUUCUGCUGUUCCCUAUUGGUCAAUUUAUUGUUGCAGGUGCUAUAGAAACGUUUAUGCACGAAAGAACAUGGCUCAAGCGGCUUUUCCAAUGUAUAUUCUGCAAGAAACAACCAAAGAAUAAGUACAAGAGGUUAUUGCAGAAUCAAAAUUUUGAAGAUUAUCUAGCCUCGUUGCGAGAGCUCUCAAAUAGUUUGCGGUGACAUUUAGUUUUCUACUUGGCUGUUAUUGGGAUAGUUCAGAUUACUGCCAUAAUGUAUUUUAUAUUUGUGAAUUCAAUAAAAUAUUGCAUGUU